Molecule: messenger RNA, 1444 nt
Organism: Tinamus guttatus (white-throated tinamou)
Lineage: Eukaryota; Metazoa; Chordata; Aves; Tinamiformes; Tinamidae
Source: RefSeq, a predicted model, not a curated record
GUACAAAGGUAAAGUCAGCAAGAACACAAACAUGUUCUCACACACAGAAGGUAGUAACCAGCCCUAAGAAGCAGCAUCCUUUACCUGCACCUCUGCAAGAGAAGCAGUAUCUCUUCAGUCCAAGCAGAGACGUGCCUGCAGACUGCGGACCACUUGAAGGACACCUAAUUCCUAUGGCUAUUCCCCUAGGUCAAACGCAGAUAAGUGAUGUCUCACUGCAGCCUGCUGGAGUAGUGAUAGGCAAACCACACCCUGUUACAGUUACAACCUCUCUACCUCCAGUGCCACCAAAGCCAUCAAUUCAGACAAAAAAAGCAAACAUAGCUGUAAUAGAGAUGAGAUCAGAGAAAAAGGAUCCACCGCAACUGUCUGUACAAGUGUUACCAAAUGUAGAUAUUGACAGUAUUUCAAGUGGCAGCGUGAGUGUAAGCCAUGAACUUUCAGGCUCAGAAACAGCAUUUCCUCCUGUCAAUGCAGUAAUACAGACUCCAGAAGAUGUACAAAAGGAGGAAGAAGAUAUAAAGUAUCCAGGAACUAAUUUCAUUCAUGUUACCGAUAUCAUGCAGGAUCAGGAAGAAGAGAGUGAUGAAAUUCCAGAAUUCUGUGAGCCUCUCCUGGAGCUUAAUGGACAAUUGAAAGUUGCCUCUCCAAAAUACAAUGGUCCUCUGUAUCCUCCAGUGUCUUCUGCUCCUCAGCAGUCUUCGGAUGUUUUGGAUGAACUGAUUCAAAGGAGAGAAACUAUAGAAAACAGGUUGAUACAUUGGGUGGAACAAGAGAUAAUGGCAAAAAUUAUCAGUGGGAUGUAUCCAGCUCAAAAGGAAGUAGUGCCCAGUGUAAGCACAUCAGAAAGUGAAGACAAUGAGACUGUCACCUCUGAUAUUGUGGAAGUUGCAGGUGGUGGAGGAUUUCAACUCUUCGUCAGUGCCGGUGUGCCAGUGAACACAGAAGUGCUCAGCCAGUUUGUGAAUGAAGCUCUCAGUGAGACAAUUGCCACCAUGCUGGGUAACAGGCAGGCAGCUCCCGCUACAACUGCUGUUCCAAGUACUGCAAUUGUGCUGGAACCUCUUCUGCCUACUCCAUUGCCAACACCCCAGGCUACCCCACCUCAAACACCACCUUCAGAAAAGGAGCUGCCUCCGGUCAAAACUCCAGAGUCCUCUCCAUCUAUUACUGAAAUGAGCAGUGAUGUUCAUGAACGAGAAAAAAUGAAAGAAACAGAUGCAGGGCUUGAGAAUCCAGCUGCCACUAGCCAUGCUGGCACACCCGUGGUCACCCCUGCCAGUACACCUCCCAGAAUAACUACACCCAGCCCUCCUGCCUCCGAAGAGAUCUCUGCAAAAAUGGACAAUCCAAAGCUUCCCAACCCGUGGGAUGAUGCAGAACUCCCUCUGGAAGAGGAGAAACCCAGCCCCUUACAUGAAGAACCAUUCCAUCCCAGAGCUGU